CCUCUUGUUGUCCUAAAACUGUAGGACCUGCUGGGAAAGGACAUUCUGGAGUUUUGCCAUCCUGAGGACCAGAGUCACCUGAGAGAAAGUUUCCAGCAGGUAGUGAAACUGAAGGGACAGGUGCUGUCUGUCAUGUAUCGUUUCCGAUUGAAAAACAGAGAGUGGAUGCUGAUCAGAACCAGUAGUUUCACCUUCCAGAACCCAUACUCUGACGAGAUAGAGUACAUAAUCUGCACCAAUACCAACGUCAAGCAACUGCAACAGCAGCAGGCAGAGUUAGAGGUUCAUCAGAGAGAUGGAAUCACAGCUUAUGAUCUAUCGCAGGUGCCUGUGGCAGGAGUCAGCAGUGGAGUCCACGAUACAGGGAAGACCAUUGAUAAGACAGAGACUCUCUUCUCCCAGGAGAGAGACCCACGCUUUGCUGAAAUGUACACCAGCAUAUCUGGCUCGGGAGACAAGAAGAUGAUGGUUCCCUCUUCUACGGCAGGAGGACAGCCUCUCUACACCCAGAGCUCUCCCUUCCAGCAGGGCCACUCUGCCAAAAGCUUCAGCUCUUCUGUGAUCCAUGUUCCUGGUGUAAAUGACAUCCAGUCCUCGGGGUCGUCCAAUCAGAAUCUAGCUCAGAUUUCUAGACAACUUAAUACAGGCCAGGUAGCUUGGUCAGGCAACCGACCCCCAUUCGCUGGACAGGUAAUGCACAUGGAGUGAAAGCUGUGGACAUUUGGGGGAAAAAAAAGAAAAAAACCACACAGCUCCGAACUUCCUCAUGGCUGAGAUGACUUUGCAUCAGCUUUGUGAUCGUUGUCAAGUUAACUAAUAAAAAUCUGCUGUAAUGUUUUAUACCAUUACAACAGAUCUGUUGUAAUGUUUUAUACCAUUACAACAGAUUUGGCCUCAUCUGUGAAGUCAAAGCCUGGAUCAAGUCAAUGACUUUCUCCUUCAACUCAUCUAAAGACAAAGUGUUUUGGAUAGAAUUUCAGUCCUCUGAUCAAUUUAAUGAUGCAAAAACAUCCCAGAGAGCCACAGGCUAAUCACUAACUUAUAAAAUUAUUCAACACAACUAAAAAAGUGCAGCAAAAAUCUUAAAAAGUACUGUGAGUUUACAUAUCUCCCACAUAUUAUUAGGAUUAUCAGCAUUUGUUCUACUGUCAUGUGAAACUAUUUAGACCUAUGAAAGUCUAUAUGUUUUUCAUUAAUCAUUGGUAAGAUGAAUGAACAAUAAAAACUAUCGCUGUAAUAGCGCACAAAUACAUACCAUGAAUUUUUGGUAAAAUGUCUUCUCCAGACAAAGCUGAUCUUCAUCAAAUGCCCAGCAUUAAACUGUAUCCGUUUCAGGAAGAAAUGCCCCUUUUCCACUGGCUCUAAUGGUCCCGGCUCCACUCUAUUAGGCUUGCUUUGUGAGUGUUUCCACCAGUAUUUUUUGAGGCCGGUUCCUGCUUUUUAGGUCCCUGCUUUUUAUGCCAGCCGGACUGGCCCAACUUGUGUGGGUGACGCAAGUUUCGCUCCUGUUCACUGACUGGCUGUGGGCAUGGUCAGACGUAGCAGUAAAGAGAGAAGAAAAACAAACGCCGCAAAAUUUCAAACUCACUGCAACACAGGAGUGACGGAAGCUACAAACAAGCGGUGGAACAAUGAGAUGCUGGUUUUUCUUUGCAUCGGACUUCAAUAUUCAGUGGCAACUUGAUGAAGCUCAUUUGGACGUUGACAAAAAUGAGUCAUUUUUGUCAACGUAGCAGAGAGAAUGGGAAGCCUCGGUUAGCCACUUCGGAGCCCGACACAGCCCCACGGUACACCCUGACUCAGAUGCAUGCUACGCCGCUGCUGCACUCCAACCAGGUUUGUAGAUAUAUCUGUCUGGUUUUUACUAUAUUUAAGGUGCGCUAUUUAUAACUUUGUCAGUAUUGUACAGCAUGUUGCCCUUCAUUUGUUCUUUUAGGUUUUAUCUUUGCAUGAAGGUACAUUCCAUUGUUUGUCAUUGUGCUGUUGUUGCUCUGGAGUUUUCCCCUGUUGUGAGAUAAUUAUUAUAUGAUUUUCUAUUCUAAAGUGGCUAGAUAAAAGUUCUUUAAUUAAACAGUUAUUGUACAAGACAUAAAAAUGAACAAUAAACCUGAAGAAAACGA
This is a messenger RNA of Poecilia latipinna (sailfin molly), 2120 nucleotides long. RefSeq names its product aryl hydrocarbon receptor nuclear translocator 2-like. The record is from RefSeq and is a predicted model, not a curated record. Bases 133 to 708 code for a protein of 191 amino acids. Lineage: Eukaryota; Metazoa; Chordata; Actinopteri; Cyprinodontiformes; Poeciliidae. The transcript is spliced from 6 exons.